Hylaeus anthracinus is the source of this 1680-nucleotide messenger RNA. Its product is annotated as methyltransferase-like protein 25B. The record is from RefSeq and is a predicted model, not a curated record. The coding region runs from base 13 to 1494 and encodes 493 amino acids. The transcript is spliced from 8 exons. NCBI's taxonomy places the organism in Eukaryota, Metazoa, Arthropoda, Insecta, Hymenoptera, Colletidae.
CAUUUCGUAGCAAUGAUGGCCGCACCUGAAGACACUCGGUGCAGAUGUAAAGUCUGUAUAAAGAUUCGUGUGACGAUUGACCAAAUAUUAAGCAUUUUAGAUAUAUACGGUUGGCUGUUAGAUUCUUACGUUGUGGACUUUUUCGAAGAAAAAUUAUGGGAGAAAUUACCGGAAAGUUGGAAGUGCACAUUGCAAGAUACACCUCCACGAGAGUUUGGUAACUGGUUGGCAGGAGACAUCUUGUGCACACGCGUGUGGCCUUUGUCGUUACUCGCACUUCGUCAAGUGACCAACGUUUUACAAAUUAAUAGAAACCAUGGGGACCCAGCAAGCAUUGUAUCUUGCGAUUCUAGCAAAAGUGCAGAUAUUGAGAAGGAUGAUACAAAGUUUGAAAGAGAUAGAAAAGAUACAUUUGACGACUUGUAUUCCCACGAUGAUAAAUUCAAUAAUUUAUUUUCUAAGCAUAUAAAAAAAAAAAAGCGAUAUGAGAUACAAGAAAUAGCUCAAGUAUGCGCUGACUGUGCUUAUGAAGCAAAUUCUAAAUGUAUUGUUGAUAUUGGAGCUGGAAUGGGUCAUUUAGCUCGUAUCCUAGCAUUUAGAUACGGAUUAUGUGUUACCUGUAUCGAACAAGAUUGUACACUGUUGCAACAAGCUAGCAAGUGGGAUCAGGAAUUAUUGAUGUCUGUAAAAAAGUAUAUUCCUGACUUUUGCGAGAAGAUUCCACAACAUUUGUCAGCAAAAUUGGAAUCAUCAAACUUGGAUGAAUCAGAGCUAAUUAGUCAUUUACAAGAUUUGUUUCAGAACAGUUUUAAUUUAAACAAGACAGAAACUAAAUUUGGUCUUGUAGGACUUCAUCCUUGCGGAGACUUAGCUCCAUUACUGUUACAGCUUUAUGCAUCUAGGAGUGAAGCCAAAUUUAUUUGUAUUGUUGGAUGUUGUUAUAUGAAAUUAACCUUGAAAUCAGAGAUAAGCGGAUUAAAGGGUUAUCCACUUAGCAAGUACCUGUUAUUAUGUAAAAAUCAUAUGUUAAGUUAUACAUCCUUAGAAGUGGCAUGCCAUGCCAUUGAAAAAUACUGUGACAAACUAAAGACUGGAAAUUAUGAAGAUUUAAUAGUGCAUACUUAUAGAGCAGCUCUAGAAACUAUCUUAGUAAAGAAAAAUAAAAAGCAUAGUCAAUUAAGAAAUGUCAAAGUAGCAAAAGGAAUGACAUUUCAACAGUAUUGCGUUACCGCAACAUCGAAUUUUGACACACAUAUUCAACCAGAAGAUUCCGAUAUUCACAAUUGUGAAAUUAAAAGCUAUUUGAAUCGGUGGCAACAGGUUAUAAUAUUCGGAUCUUUGCGAAUGAUGUUGGCGCCAUUAGUCGAAACAAUCGUCUUGCUCGAUAGAUUUUUGUUUCUAUCCGAGCAAAAUUUAUCACCAACUCUAAAACCGGUAUUUGAUAGCAGACUAUCGCCUCGAAAUUUAAUGCUAAUAUCUAAGAAAAGUAAUUAACCGGUUUACAAUUCCAAACUACAUUCCGAUAAAUUACAAUCGUCUAUGAACGUUAACCGAAUAGUCACCACAAAGGACAUUUCGACUAUGGUAAUUCCCGCGUCCACGAAUUAAAGUUAAUCCAAAUUAUAAUGUGCCUCUAUUUGGACAAUACUACUUAAUUACAAUUAUCAUCAAUUACAGUAU